Messenger RNA from Aureococcus anophagefferens, 591 nucleotides. RefSeq lists its product as hypothetical. NCBI's taxonomy places the organism in Eukaryota, Pelagophyceae, Pelagomonadales, Pelagomonadaceae. The coding region runs from base 1 to 591 and encodes 196 amino acids. The transcript has a single exon. Gene Ontology annotation, biological process: fatty acid biosynthetic process. The record is from RefSeq and is a predicted model, not a curated record. Gene Ontology annotation, molecular function: 3-oxoacyl-[acyl-carrier-protein] synthase activity; fatty acid synthase activity.
AUGGAAUCGCAAGGCAUGAAUCCUCAGAUGAUGGUGGUUCUCGAAACAACGACUGCCACGCUUUGUUCGUUGAGCUGCCGCGCAUCACUCGUAAAUAUGCCAGUUGGCUUCUUCCUCGGCGUUGGCGGUGCUUUUUCAACCGAGAGUGCUGGCAAGGGUGCUCGUAAUACACAAGCACCUUCGGUAUAUUCGGGAACCUCUGGAGCUCUCUCCGUGGCAUCUGGUCGCGUGUCUUUCACGCUCGGGCUGACAGGUCCUUGCUUGACGCUAGACACAGCGUGUUCGUCGUCGCUCGUCGCUGUUCAUCUGGCAGCAUCAGCUCUCAAGCUGAUCGAAUGUCCCGAAGCAGCGGCGACGGGUGUCGGUAUGCUGACGCAGAAAGUGUCGAUGGCUUUCUCAGCGGCAGGCAUGCUCUCCGCUUUCGGACGCUGCCACACGUUCGAUCGUCGCGGAGACGGAUACUGCCGCGGCGAGGGCUGCGGAGCGAUUUUGCUGUCCUCUGGAGUGUCUGCCAAAGUUGAUGUCAUAGGGACGGCCGUGCAGCAGGACGGUCCUAGCGCGAGCUUGACCGCGCCCAACGGAUCAUCCUAA